UGAGGAAGAAGAGGCCACCGUUCGGAGCAGCGCUCACGCACGUCUAACCGCUGAGGGAACGGCGGAGUCGUCGAGGUCCCAGUGCCAUCUAUCGAAGAGCGCCAGCAGAGGCGAGGCAAUGCAGCCAGCUCCUGCAGAAGAGGGUUCUACGUUUGCGGCUCUCGCUGCUGAGCAGGAGCACGCGCCUGACGCUCCCGCGACCGACCGCGACACAGCAGCGGCCCACUCUCGGACGGAUGCUCUGCCGAAGGCUGCCAGCUGCACUGCCAGGCGACCGCGCAAGGAGCGACGCAACCGGCGAUCAGUGCCCGCGGUACUGUUGCUUCGUCUGCCGCAGUGGCGCCGAUACGGGCUCAAGGUAGCCACCGCCACGGCAUGCACGCUCGCCGUCUGCUUGGCCAUCCCCGCGGCAAUCAGGUUCUCAGUGGGCUGCUGGCAGCCGCACUGCACCGACUGGGUGGCCGAAAUGAGCAGCUCUCUGGAUCUGACCAAGAGCCCUUGUGACAACUUCUACAGCUUCGUCUGCGGGAAUGAUGAGUCGCCGCUAAGGCUUCUCUCCAAGGGUGGUUUCGUCCGGUUGACGAUCAGCGUGUACUUGUCCUUCGUGAAGAGGCUUCUGGUGACCGACUUCAGGGACCCGCAGGAAGAGCUGAGCGUGGCUCAUAGGCGCUACCUUCAGCUCUCGCAGCGGUGCUUUCAACAGGCCAUCAGCGGAGGCGAGCAUGUGGACACUGUCAAAGCCGUUAUGUCUGAGCACGGGCUGUCGUGGCCGCCUGAGAAGGACCCGUCUCGUUCGCUGCUGGAACGGCUGCUCGAGCUGAGCCUGGUACGGGGAAUACACGUGCUCUUCGCGGUGCAGCCAGGCGUGUACCUUAAAAGACCUGGCUUCUACAUCCUUCAUCUGGGCGUCAACCUGCUGUCGCUCACCCAGUGGAGUAUCAUGCGCGGCCUGCUCAUCCAGGCGGGUGACCUCGGCUCCUUCUUCGUGAGAACUGCCGCCGUGCUCUCCAAUAAACCGAUGGAUCCGCUGCUGGUUGAACGACUGGUGGCUCUGGACAACAUGAUCAUGACCGUGGCUAUAGGCACUUCCUUUUCCGAACGGCUGAACUUCACUGAACAAUUCGUGAGCUUCGCCAAUCUCGGAAACUACACUGGAGAGUUCUUUUCUGGCGAAGUCCUCCUAAAAACCGCGAACAAUGUGUUAGAAAUGUAUACCGAGCCACUGUCGCCGGAGGACGAGCUCAUGUUGACCCAAGGCCCACACUUGCGGCUUCUCGGUCGUCUUCUUUUGGCUCAAGCAGAUUCAGAGACGGUCCAGGUGUACACGGCGCUUAUGCUUGCCCGAGCUCUGUCGCCUGCGGCUUCGCAAAAACUUGUCGAAGCUCAGACGCCUGGAAAUGGUGAGUCCCUGAUAGCGACGAUACUCUCGCUGACACACUGUCUCAUGGUCGCUGUGGUAGAGCUGCCGUACAUAGGCGGGGACCUGUUCGUGCAAUGGUUCUUUCCUGGCGGACACAUGGACGCGGUGCACGACAUGGUGGCACGCGUUGCAAACGCGACGCGAGAAACUUUCAAGACACUGCACUGGAUCGACGAGCCAACGCGCCGCAACGCGCUGCUUCGUAUCUCCAGUCUGGAGCGGAUUGUCGGGCGUCCCGAGAAUCUGUCCACGAUGAGGGAGCUUGACGAUUACUACUCAUUCCUGCCAGCCGCGCCGAAGGACAUUACUUAUCCGGAAAUGCUGUUCGCCAUGAUGCGCUCCAGAGCAACCGGGGCGCUGAGGCUCCUGAGCCCCUCGCGUUCCGUCUUCAGUCACGUGAGACAGGAGGUCCCUAUGGUAGUGGUGAACGCCUUUUACGUUCCCAUCUACCACAUGAUAGUAAUCCCUCCCGCCAUCAUGUUCUCACCUUUCUUCAAGCGCACGGGCGUGCCGGCGGCGCUCAAUUAUGGCAGCCUUGGUCACGUGAUUGGCCACGAGAUCACACAUAGCUUCGACGAGGAUUUCGGCCUGUACAACAGGUUCGGCGAGCGCGAGGAUUGGUGGUCACAGCAGUCGCGCGCCAACUUUCGCGACCGGCUGCGCUGUCUGCGUCGGCUCUACAAUGAGGUAUCCGCCGGCACAGGAAUUGAUUUCGGCGACACGGCGUUAGCGGAGAACUUCGCUGACUGCGGUGGUAUGGCGAAGGCAAUACAUGCCUUUCGAAACCUUGGACCACAACCCGCGAUAACCCUGAAAGGCCGCGAGUUCACCGCCGAGCAGCUUUUCUUUCUUUCGAGCUGUUACAAGUGGUGCUGGCCAAUGCAAGACUCCGAGAGUUUGCGAAAGGGCGGCAAAAAAGACAAGGUCAUCAUCAAAUACUACUCGCCGAUGGACAUGCGUUGUAACGUGCCACUGAUGAAUAUGCCCGAAUUCGCGGUGGCUUUUGCUUGCGCCAACGGAUCGUACAUGAGCUCGCUGAACCGCUGCGAAGUGCUGUGAUACGAGUAACUGCACAGCAUAAUAUAGUUUUGAUUUCCAAUCUGUGCUUUCCUAGGCGGGUAAUGUUGACAAUUCGUAUCAAAUGUAUUAAAAACUUUACGUCAACGGGUAUAUUGUUCCAAUCACGUUCAUCUGCUUCCUGUGUCAUAUGUAUGGCUUCAUUUUUUUUAGCAGUAGGUUUUUUUUUGGUUUUUAGGGAAUUCCUAAUGAUUUAACUAGAGUUAAGGACUAACGACACUGGCAACUCAUAGUCGCGCUAGUUCCUGCCUACUUCGUUCGUGUAUGUGUGUGUGUUAAUUUGUGAUCAUCCUCUGAUAGCCAAGGUUCACCAACUAGUCAAGCAAGUAGUAGUACUACGAUUUAAGUAGACCUCUUCUUUACAUAGUCCACAUGUGGCUACUGCACGGCUUGCCCGCGGUUCUAAGGUAUGUAGAGGGCAAGUGAGGUCGUAACUGUGGAAAAUGAA
Molecule: messenger RNA, 2945 nt
Organism: Dermacentor albipictus
Lineage: Eukaryota; Metazoa; Arthropoda; Arachnida; Ixodida; Ixodidae
Product: membrane metallo-endopeptidase-like 1
Biological process (GO): protein processing
Cellular component (GO): plasma membrane
Molecular function (GO): metalloendopeptidase activity
Source: RefSeq, a predicted model, not a curated record